Messenger RNA from Closterium sp. Naga37s-1, 1362 nucleotides. The record is from the annotation of a GenBank genome assembly. NCBI's taxonomy places the organism in Eukaryota, Viridiplantae, Streptophyta, Zygnematophyceae, Desmidiales, Closteriaceae.
AUGGCGUUCCCGGAGCUGCUGGCGCGGGAGGCGUCCAUCUAUUCGCUCACGCUCGACGAGUUCCACGCGACGUUCGCAGGCUCGUCGCACGUCUUCGCUUUUUGGCCCAUGGAAGACUUCCUGCGAUCCGCCUCGCUCGCCGAGGAGUUGCACAUGCUCGCCGCCGCGCAUGCUGCCAGCAGCGCAGAUCUGCACGCGCGCGACAAGGCCGCGGGGUUGCUGCGCGUGCGCUUGCUCCGACGGCAGAAGUCCGCCGCAGCGCUUCCGCGCGCGCUGACUGCGCGGACCAAGGAAGACGUGUGGAAAGACACUAAGGCGGAAUUAGCGGAGGAGGGGGAAGCAGCGGAGCGGGGCGGAGCUGCUCUUCCUAUCGGCAGCGGCAGUCGCAACGGGGGGUGCGAGCAUCUUCGGCACACGAUGGGUGGUGCAACCCCGCUCACUCCCCUCCUCUGUGCUCCACGUCAGUUCUGCUGCUCCAACCAGCCCAUUAUCAAGGGCCUCGCAUAUCCCGUGGUGGUUGCCCUCUUGCAUUUCCUGCAACACCUCAAGGCCCCUCACUCAUGCAGCUUUCGCCAGUCUUCCUCCUCUGCCAAGUCGAUCCGUUCCUUCUCCACCGUUGUCCCACCUACCUAUCUUUUCCCACCUCCUCGCGCCUUGUAUCUCACCUUCCCUUCCCCCCCCCUCUACCCCUGCACCCCCUUCCCUCCCCCCUCAAUAGUGAUUUCAGCGUUGGCGCUCGCCGUGUGCGCGAACUCUUGGCCGCCGCCAGCAAGGCCGGGGCGGUUUGACUGCCACGUGGUCGUGCCUAACCCCGAUGUGGAGGGGCGGCGGCAGAUCCUCGGACACCACUUUGCAAGGUGCAGUGCGGUGGCCGUGGGUGCUGCAUGCAUGGGUGAUGCAUGCGUGGGUGCUGCAUGCAUGGGUGCUGCAUGCGUGGGUGCUGCAUGCAUGGGUGCAGGGAAGUGUGCUGCCGCACAUUCAGCUGACUAUGCACACCUUCAUUUCCUCCCUCCUCUCCUCCCUCUCACUCCCCCAACAGCAUCAUGGCCUUCCGCUCUCUUCUCCCCCCUCCCAGACCCCCCUCCCAGACGACAUGGGCGUGUCGUGUCGGUGGUAGCGCGCGGCACGCCGGGCUUCAGCGGGGCAGACCUCGCCAACCCGGUGAACGUCGCUGCUGGGCGGGCAGCCAUGGAGGGGCAGCGCACACACCGUGGGCGCCGAGCUCCGUGGGCGGCAAGGGGGUCACACGUGAGGGGAGCGGGACUUACCCACGGUCUGAAGCAAGUGGGUGCAAGAGUGGUGGUUGCGGGGUGCUCAGCCAGGGCGCAUACCUCGUGCAAGCCUCAUGGCGCCAGGGACUAG